Messenger RNA from Trachymyrmex cornetzi, 959 nucleotides. RefSeq lists its product as uncharacterized. The transcript is spliced from 2 exons. Lineage: Eukaryota; Metazoa; Arthropoda; Insecta; Hymenoptera; Formicidae. Gene Ontology annotation, molecular function: sequence-specific DNA binding. The record is from RefSeq and is a predicted model, not a curated record. The coding region runs from base 132 to 959 and encodes 275 amino acids.
UCACGUAUGUUUUGGUGUGUUUGCGUGGACGACUCGAGUUUAAAUAUCUCUAAAAGUCUGUUUAAGUGUCUCUAUCUCCCUCUUCAUCCCUCUCUCUCCAUAGAGCGAUCACGAACAAUACACAACUUAAGAUGGUGCGAGCCUGUUGUAUCCCGGGAUGUUUGUCGGGACAAAACGUUCCAUCUCAUAUGUUUCCAAAAGAUAUUGAACGCCACAAGCAAUGGUUUAAGGAAUUGAACAUGAAAGUAAUAGAGGACGAAAAAGAACUUAAAAAAUUAAGAAUUUGCUAUCAGCAUUUUCGUAAUGAAGAUUACACUAAUUCUCCAACAAGAAGAACUUUAGAACAAAAUGCUAUUCCAUCUAUAAAUGUACUGCAACAUGCAGAUGGUAUGAAUGUCGAACAUAUAUCACAACACACGGAUGGUAUGAAUGUCGAACAUAUACCACAACACACGGAUGGUAUGAAUGUCGAAUAUAUACCACAACACACAGAUGGUAUGAAUGUCGAACAUAUGCCACGACACACAGAUGGUAUGAAUGUCGAACAUAUACCACAACAUGCAGACAUCGAACAUGGUAAACAACAUACUAAUACUGUUCAAGAAAUAUUGGCCCAACAUAGCAGUCAAUUGCAAAAGCAUGAACAAGUAAUAAUGCAACAACGAAAUGAUAUCCAAAAUAUGAAGAAGACAUUGUCUAAUCAAAGACCUAUUCUUGGUGAAGUUACUCGUGUACAUUUAUUGAGUCCUACUGCUAAGAAAUUGUAUUCAACGGUUAUUGCAAUGAAGCGAGCCAAAAGACGGCUAAAGAGACUUUUUGACAAAGGAGGAAAAAGGAAAAGAAUACAUACAACUUCUAAAAGAAAUACUGAUUCAACGGCACAGAUUAGACGGAAUUUUAUAAAUAUGCUCCAAAGAAAUAGUGAUGUAAAAUCACAGGUAUAUACAUCAUCCCUUUAA